GAAUGUAACCUAGAACUAGCUCCACCCUCGACUAUUCAGUCUUAUUACGUGUGAGGACUAGUCCUGUUACGAGCCUGAAGCAUCUGGAAUAAGACUUUCUCCCUCCUACCUAUUCAUGAAGAAAAAUAAGACAUUGUUCUUUGCUUUUUACGCAUGAAUUUACAGACUACAGGCGCAUGCUUUACAACUCGAAACUUAUUUUCGGACGAGAUUCUACAGCCGCAUUGAUUGCAAAGGACUAAAACUAAAAACUAAAGAGGUUGGUGCUGAAUACAAAGUGAUACGGUGAUCACAUGUUUCGCUUGCAUGACUAAUUAAUAUCAGUACUCAAUCUCGCGCUCUCCUAUUUUUUUUAUAUAUAAACUAUGGCGUUUAGAGCGAGAGCGUUGUACGACUUUAGUUCCGAAAAUCCAGGAGAGAUAUCGAUUACUGAAAACGAAGUUGUUACUUUGUACAGCGAACAAGAUGUCGAGGGAUGGUUAGAGGGGACUAACAGCAGAGGGGAGACGGGUCUUUUUCCAGCCUCAUAUGUGGAGAUUCUCACAAAUGAUUCAUCUGACAUCUCCUCCAACAACAAUGGCAUGUCGGCAGAUCAUGGUCAAGCCGAGUUGCCAUCAAGUGGAUAUGAUUCAUCAUACCAUUCCCAGUCCCACUCUCGUGCUGAGAGCAUUACAGUCCCGAACCCUUCCCACUCUGCUUAUCCUGUGCAAACUCCACAGCACCACAGUUACCCGACCAGUCAAGGUAGCGAUGACGACUGGGAUGAUGACUGGGAUGACAGCUCGACUGUGGCGGAUGAACCUGGAACGAUACAUGACAAUGAUGGAACUAGUUCCACAGCAUACACGGUCACUACCAGUUUACCUGAGAGACGUAGCAGUGCACAAGCCAAAAGUUCAGCCACAGUGGGUAAAAACCUCAACAGGUUUUCAACCUUUGUGAAAUCAGGCGGAGAGGCUUUUGUGUUGGGCGAGGCGGCUGCCUUUGUCAAGGACGGGGACAAGAUCUGUGUUGUCAUGGGCCAGUAUGGGCCAGAGUGGCAAGAAGACCCAUAUCCAUUCGCCUGCUCUAUCGAUGACCCCACCAAACAGACUAAAUUCAAAGGCAUGAAGAGUUACAUGUCAUACAGACUAACGCCCUCUCAUACCCAGAGCCAAGUGAAUAGAAGGUACAAGCACUUUGACUGGCUCUAUGCCCGCCUAGUGGAACGAUUCCCUGUCAUAUCAGUCCCCCAUCUGCCCGAGAAACAGGCCACGGGGCGCUUCGAACAGGACUUUGUCUCCAAGCGCAGAAAAGGUUUAAUAUGGUGGAUGAACCACAUGACGAGCCAUCCUGUCCUGGCCAGGUGUGACGUCUUCCAGCAUUUCCUCACCUGCCCCAGCACAGACGAGAAGACGUGGAAGAUGGGCAAGCGAAAGGCGGAGAAGGAUGAGUUGACUGGCGCUAAUUUCUUCCUGACCAUCUCCACCCCGGCCGUUCCACUGGACCUACAGGAGGUGGAGAGCAAAAUAGACGGUUUCAAAGCCUUCACCAAGAAGAUGGAUGAGAAUUGUCUGUUAGUCAACGCUACCAUCAACGAGUUCGCCAGGAAGCAGAUCACCGGCUUCAAGAAAGAGUAUCAGAAAGUGGGCCAGUCCUUCAAACUGCUGGGCCAAGCCUUUGAGAUGGACCAACAGGCCUAUUCCGUAGGACUGAACCGUGCCAUAGCAUUCACAGGAGAGGCCUACGAGGUUAUAGGAGACUACUUUGCCGAGCAGCCCAGACAGGAUUUGGACCCCAUAUCGGACCUGCUGGACCUGUACAAGGGACACCUGGCCAACUACCCUGAUAUCAUCCAUGUUCAGAAAGGUGCCCUUACCAAAGUGAAGGAGUGCCAGAAGCAGGAAGGGGAGGGAUCAACCGUCAACGAGCGUUGUAACAUCAUUUCCUGCGCCACGCUGGCUGAGAUCCAGCACUUCCACCGUACGCGCGUACGUGACUUCAAGAGCCAGAUGCAACACCACCUCCAGCAGCAGAUCAGCUUCUUCCAGAAGAUCACUGGGAAGUUAGAGGAGGCACUGCAGAAGUACGACGAAUACAUAAUAUAAGGGACCUGAGGAAAGGAGGGUGGCUACAGAGGGAUGGAGAGAGGAUGGCGGGGACAGAGGGAGAGAGAGGAGGGGGACUUAGAGAGGGAAAGAAAGAAAGAUGGCUAGAGAUGAUAAAUAAAGUGCCCCGGAGGAGAUGGGGCACUUGAAUGACUUGUUCAGUUCUCCGUGACCAGAUUAUUCAUCCAUUCUACAGUGGGAAGUGAGUGGAUAUAUGCAGGUGAUGCAGUGACGAAUGGGGGAAAAUGGGGUAGAAAGAUACUGAAGACACUCCUUCGUUGACGUUGUUGUCCGCAAAACCUGAUCACGUAGUCUAGCUUGACGGGAUAUGUUAAGUCAUCACAUACAAGACGUGUCAUUUAAUGAAAUGAGUGCGAUGUCUUCCAUAAGAAACUGUAUAGAAUUGCAAAGAUAUCUCUUAAAAUACAUGUUUAACUGUUGCAUUGAAUCCCCCUUAUUUGCCUUUUUCUCUGAACAAAUAUAACAAUUUCAGUUUCAUGGCAAA
Molecule: messenger RNA, 2592 nt
Organism: Oncorhynchus masou masou (cherry salmon)
Lineage: Eukaryota; Metazoa; Chordata; Actinopteri; Salmoniformes; Salmonidae
Product: sorting nexin-18-like
Exons: 2
Coding region: 366-2087 (573 amino acids)
Biological process (GO): cleavage furrow formation; mitotic cell cycle; endocytosis
Cellular component (GO): cytoplasmic vesicle; plasma membrane
Molecular function (GO): protein binding; phosphatidylinositol binding
Source: RefSeq, a predicted model, not a curated record